Molecule: messenger RNA, 573 nt
Organism: Cannabis sativa
Lineage: Eukaryota; Viridiplantae; Streptophyta; Magnoliopsida; Rosales; Cannabaceae
Exons: 3
Coding region: 1-573 (190 amino acids)
Molecular function (GO): zinc ion binding; nucleic acid binding
Source: RefSeq, a predicted model, not a curated record
AUGCCUCCUAGAAGGCAAAAUGAAGAACUUCGUCAGCUGAGACAUCAACUGGAACCGCCAGUUCAAGUGGUAUAUCCUGCUGCAAAGGCUAGACAUGAGAUGUUAGUAGAGAGAUUUCGAAAACAACACUCACCCGAGUUUGAGGGAGGCAUAGACCCAGUGGUGGCUGAAGAGUGGAUGACUCGCAUAGAAAAUAUUUUGCAGAUGCUAAAGGAAAAUGCUGCUAGGAGGGAAUCUAAGAAAGGCGGAACCAAUUUUAAUGACAAUAAGAAAAAGGAACAAGAUCAGGCCGGACAGUCAAGUCAAGACAAGAGGUACAAAGCUGAGAAUGACCGCCGAUCUAAUGGAAACAAUGGACGCAACGUUCCAAAAUGUCCUAAAUGUACCAAACGUCAUCUCAGAGAGUGUAGGGCAAAUGCAUGUUACAAAUGUGGAAAAGAAGGUCAUAUUAAACGUAAUUGUCCAUUGUGGGGACAAACUGAGAACAAAGAAGAUUUAAAGGAAGACGAUAAAUAUGUUCCAACGAGGGUCUUUGCUAUCAAAGGAGCAGGACAGAGUGUUGACAAGUGCUGA